Molecule: messenger RNA, 1199 nt
Organism: Diospyros lotus (date-plum)
Lineage: Eukaryota; Viridiplantae; Streptophyta; Magnoliopsida; Ericales; Ebenaceae
Product: short chain aldehyde dehydrogenase 1-like
Exons: 3
Coding region: 205-1050 (281 amino acids)
Source: RefSeq, a predicted model, not a curated record
UUUGAAUGGAAAAAAGAGGGGGGGGUGCGGCUCUGUGCUGGCGCCUGGCGUUGGCAGACUUUGAACAAUCAUGUCUUGAAACCCAACGAAGAAGACGACAAACAGUGAAAUGCUUACAAAAGAAGCAGCAGCAGCAGCAUCCAGAACCACAAAAUCGAUCCAUUUGAAGCCUGCGAGUGCGAAGUAGGGACUCAUACUCAAAAGAUGAUGAAGGCGGCCUCUUCCUUGCUAGCUCCCAUCGCCAAAAGGCUCGAUGGCAAAGUCGCCGUCAUCACCGGCGGCGCCAGCGGCAUGGGCGAAGCCACGGCCAGGCUCUUCGUCAAGCACGGCGCCAAAGUUGUCAUCGCCGACGUCCAAGACGAGCUCGGCCACUCGCUCUGUCAGGAAAUCGGCUCUGAUUCCGCCGUUUCCUUCGUCCACUGCGACGUCAGCAAAGACGAAGACGUUAAACGCGUCGUCGAUUCCGCCGUUUCCAAGCACGGGAAGCUCGACAUAAUGUUCAGCAACGCCGGCAUAGCCGGCAACAUGGACCCCAGAAUCGCAUCCGUGGGCUACGAAGAUCUCAAGAAAGUAUUCGAAGUGAACGUGUUCGGUGCAUUCUUCUGCGCUAAACACGCCAGUAGAGUGAUGGUUCCGGCCAAGAAAGGCAGCAUCUUGUUCACGGCGAGCACGGCGGCGUCCACCGCCGGUGUGGUACCGCACGGCUACGUCUCCACAAAGCACGCCGUGGUUGGACUGGCGAAGAACCUGUGCGUGGAGCUGGGGCGGCACGGGAUCAGGGUCAACUGCAUUUCGCCGCACAUUGUUAACACGCCGCUGCUGAGGGAGGCGCUGGGGGUGACGGCGGAUAUGGCGGAUCGGUUGAUUGAGGAGGCGGGGAACUUGAAGGGGACAGCGCUUGAGGCGGAGGAUGUGGCGGCGGCGGCUGUGUAUUUGGGAAGCGACGAGUCGAGAUACGUGAGUGGGCUGAAUCUGCUGGUCGACGGCGGCUACACCACCACCAAUCCGGCGAUGCAACUAACGUUGGAGAAAAUAUUGUCGGGCGCGUAGCUUCAACGUUCAUAUCUGGCGACACGUUUGAGAUAGCUUCCAAUAAAGAUAAUGUUUGUUGUAAUAAAAUUUGAAUAAUAGUUCUAAUUUGGAUGAUGUGAUGUGAUUGUCUAGUUUAAUUUAAUUACGAUUCAAAAAUUUUGGUUGGA